Messenger RNA from Sciurus carolinensis (gray squirrel), 653 nucleotides. It is a transcript of the gene C11H11orf98, whose product is annotated as chromosome 11 C11orf98 homolog. The record is from RefSeq and is a predicted model, not a curated record. NCBI's taxonomy places the organism in Eukaryota, Metazoa, Chordata, Mammalia, Rodentia, Sciuridae. Bases 55 to 426 code for a protein of 123 amino acids. The transcript is spliced from 4 exons.
CGGAUCUGGCGUGAAGCGGAAGUGAGGACCGCGGAGGAGCUUGGGGAAGCACGCAUGGGGGGUCCAGGGGGGAAGAUCAACCGGCCCCGAACGGAGCUGAAGAAGAAGCUGUUCAAGCGCCGGCGGGUGUUGAACCGGGGGAAGCGACUGAAGCAUCAGGUGGUCGGGGCUGUGAUAGACGAAGGGCUGAUCACGCGGCAUCACCUCAAGAAGCGCGCAUCCAGUGCACGUGCCAAUAUUACUCUGUCAGGGAAGAAACGCAGAAAACUCCUGCAGCAGAUCCGGCUUGCUCAGAAAGAGAAGGCAGCAAUGGAAGUGGAAGUCCCUUCAAAAACAGCCAGGACUAGUCAACCACAGCCCAAACGACAAAAGAAGAUAAACCCCCCCCAGGAUGUAGACAUGGAGAAUCUUGAGGAUGCAAGCUAAAGUUCUUACCUCUUCCGCCAGGCCAUAUUUUCAACUGGAGCCAGCAGAAUUUGGUGGUUGUUUCAGAGGAUUUUGAAGAAAGCAUUACCUGCUUUCACUCAUCCCAGUUCCUCUUACAUGAUGGCUUACUGACUUCCCCUGGAGGGAUAUGUUGAGAGGGAAGAGGGUAGAAAAGAAAGAUUCUAGAGGGCCCAACUUCUGUUUAUAAUAAAUCUCUAGAGCUCUGA